Paramacrobiotus metropolitanus is the source of this 1276-nucleotide messenger RNA. Its product is annotated as biogenesis of lysosome-related organelles complex 1 subunit 2-like. The record is from RefSeq and is a predicted model, not a curated record. Gene Ontology annotation, cellular component: gamma-tubulin complex; BLOC-1 complex; BORC complex. Bases 162 to 815 code for a protein of 217 amino acids. Gene Ontology annotation, biological process: lysosome localization; endosomal transport. Gene Ontology annotation, molecular function: gamma-tubulin binding. The transcript is spliced from 4 exons. NCBI's taxonomy places the organism in Eukaryota, Metazoa, Tardigrada, Eutardigrada, Parachela, Macrobiotidae.
UAGUCUGGUAGUUUCAUACUACUUGUAGUUUGCGACUCUGAUGUUGUCCGCUCUGGUUUGCCUUUGCAGUUGUCAUGGUUUAGAAACAGCACACUGCAGUUUUCGACAAUAAACAUCUGUUUAUCUUUUUUCGGAAGACCGUAGUACGCAUAUUUUUCAUCAUGGCCAUCCCCCAAAACUCCGGUGACUUUCUCUCCGGCGGAUCCGAUAGUUCAAAGGAAGUGACGGAAGUUAUGGAUGGGGAUGCUACCGCAAUUAAUCGCUUAUACGAAGAACUGCUAACAAAGACGUCAGAGUAUCUGAAAUCGGAAUUUGAAGGAACAGCCGAGGAUUACAGACUUAUCCAGCAACUAAAUUUGGUUUCCAAAGAAAAGUACGAGGAACUUCUCGUGGUGGCCAAACGAUUUCGCGAAUCACUGGGAACAAUGAAUGAUCGUUUCACUUGUAUUUUGCCAUUUCUUGAGCGGAUCGACGCCGUUGAAUCCCAAGUUAACGAACUGGAAAGAUCUGUUUUCCGUUUGGAUACUUACGCAAAGCAAUUAGUUCGACCUUUCGAAAUUGAUCAUUGCUCAUACCGAGUCAUACGGCACUUGAGAAGCUUUACCAGGAUCCGUCAGGACUUGGGCGUACAGCAGGAAUGGAAGUUGUUAAAUUUUUUCAGAAACUCGUUUCAAAGCCUUGGAGAAAAGGUGAUCCACGAAGCAUUUCAUGAAGCGGAACAGCAAUCCUGUUAUGUCUGUGAUUGGAAGUUAUUAGUGAAUUCAGCCGGACACCAGCCAUUCUCUUCCUUAUUCCCUUUGGAUAUUUCUAUUUAACAACGCUUGUGCAUUAGGUGUUCAAUCGUUUUGUAUUUUAGAUGUUGAAGCAAUCUAGUACAAUGCUAAGUAUCGCAGAAACUAUUUUACGGUGGUAGCUGUAUCGUCGUUUUAAGCGAGCAGUUGUUUGAUACGUAAUAAUAUUAUUCAUAGUACAAUGGAAAAUACAAGUACAUACAGAAAUGCAGAAUUACUUACUGGUUACUACUGAUGCCUGAUGGUGAAUAAUACGUGUGUGUAGAUACCUAUAUUAAUCGUGAUUUUGGUUUUUUGUUACUGUACUUCUUUGGGAUUGCCCAGCUUAUUAGGACUGGCAGCUUGGGAAUUGGGAUAUUAUUACAGUAAUAAUUGCAGUUGUUUUGGGUGUGUUGUUUUGAUAUGCUAUUAGUGUUUUAGGUGUCAGGCUCUUCAUGUUGUUUUGGGAUGCAUUAGUGUAUUUAUAUAAAUAUUCUUACUUUGUA